Messenger RNA from Epinephelus fuscoguttatus (brown-marbled grouper), 5296 nucleotides. It is a transcript of the gene rgs20, whose product is annotated as regulator of G protein signaling 20. The record is from RefSeq and is a predicted model, not a curated record. The coding region runs from base 997 to 1851 and encodes 284 amino acids. The transcript has 6 exons. NCBI's taxonomy places the organism in Eukaryota, Metazoa, Chordata, Actinopteri, Perciformes, Serranidae.
UUAAGCAUAUAAAUAUAGAGCAAUAUGAUAAAAUUGGGAAUCUUAUGUUAUUCGUUUUUCCUUCUCCUAUUUGCAAUAUAUGAAAACAUGGUGGAAAUACAGUGCUAUCGUGUGAUGUCACAAAGCAUAUUCAAUUUAAUUUCACUGGCCAAAAAGUAAGGCUACAGCAAUUUUUGCAGCAAUAACACCUCAGUACCACUUAAUAAUAAUAAACUGUACAUAUGUGACACUUAAAAUUCUGACAGUUAACACGAGAGAAAUAAUUUGAAUAAAUUAAUAAUUGGUCCUAGAGAACAACAACAGAACAACUGUGUUGAAUAUUAUGAAAAGCACUGGUAAAAUUAGAAAUGGUUAUACUGGUAAAUUUGACACUGAAGAAGUUGCUAGUGAUAUGGUUUGCCUGAGAUGCUCAGAGUCCAGAUCUGAAAAGGCCUGAAAAAUUCACACUACUAUUGUCUGUGGCUCCAGUUAUCAUUCAUGUAGAAAUGUAGUGUAUUAAAUGUAGCGUAUUAGGUUUAAAUAACUAUAUGGAAGUGCUAAAUCUGUCUGUGUGAAUGAUUUAAAAACUCUACUCCCUUGCUGAGACAGACGUAAAAUAGAUGUGUGCACAGGACAGAUCAACACAAUAAAUGUACAGUGAUCUAUACGACAAAAUGAUACAUUUAGAGAGAGUGAGAGUGUCAGAGAGAGAUGCACAGCAAACAGCAUAGACUGUAAAAAUAAUGGACAUAGCCACCGUGAUGUCACACAUUGGUGUGUGGACUGCUGUUUUGAAGCCUCGAGUUUGGCAUUUUGGCUGUCGCCAUCUUGGAUUUUUGCAACCAGACAUGCAAAUAUCUGGAUAAGAGGGUGGAGCUGUGGAGGAGCAAGGGGUGGAUCCAUGCCAAACAAACAGACGCCGGGAAAACUUAGAGGACAGGAGCAAGGAGCGUGGAUUUCUUAUGAUCUCAAAGAGACUGGAGCCUCACGUGGCGAGUGAGGCCUCAUGGUCGGAGCAUGCCAUGUGCUAGAGCGGUGAGGCAGUGGGAGAUCAGGCCCACAUCUGCUCUGCGGGGGAUCAGACGCUCCAGGGCCCUGAUGUGGCAGAGGAUACGGGGACUGGUCCGGGCCUGCCGGCACGGUGUGGGAUACCCAGUGAACUACAAUGACCAGGCCCCAGAGGAACAGGAGAUGGUGUGCCUUGAGCCCAUGGGAUCAGAGCGGAUGGAGAUGCGAAAGAGGCAGAUGUCGGUGCAGCAGGAGUCGGCAGCGGGGGGAACUGCACCGGCCCAGCAGGGCCAGCCGGGCCAGGCCAACCCACGGGGCUCAAAUGCAUGUUGCUUCUGCUGGUGCUGCUGCUGUAGCUGUUCCUGGAAUGAAGACCGGGAUGAAAGGAACCGAAAGACUUCUUAUGAUGUCAAAGAAGGGACCUCAGACUGUGAAGACUGCCCUAAGCCCACGCUGGAGGAGGUGCGCUCAUGGGGCCAGUCGUUUGAUAAGCUAAUGUGUUGCCCAGCGGGGAGGAACUCCUUCCGACAGUUUCUUCGCACCGAGUUCAGCGAGGAGAACAUGCUCUUCUGGUUAGCCUGUGAGGAGUUCAGCAAAGACACCAAUAAGAGCACGGUAGAGGAGAGGGCUCGAGUCAUCUACGAGGACUACAUCUCCAUCCUCUCGCCUAAAGAGGUGAGCCUUGACUCCCGUGUGCGUGAGGCGAUCAACAGGAACAUGCAGGAACCCACCUUGCACACGUUCGACGACGCCCAGCUGCAGAUCUACACACUAAUGCAAAGAGACUCGUAUCCCCGCUACAUGAACUCCCCAGCCUACAAAAACCUGCUCAACACUCUGUCAGAGCAGUCCCCCGAAUCUUAGGGUGGUGAUGACCUGUGAUAUUUUAACUCUCUUUAUCCCCCCCUUCCUAUUCCCUUUUUUAAAUUUUUUCUUUAUAUGUUCAGUGUAGGAUUACAUGAAACCGGGCCUCGGGCCUGGCCCCUCCCAGGGAUCUCAGCGCUAUUGUGAUCUGCACCUGACUGAAGACACUCAGGUCUCAAAAAAAAAUCUCCCGAGGGCUCGACAUCACAAGUACUGCUACAGAUCAACAUAGCAAAACACUCCAAAGGAAUAUGAAUACAUUUUAUUUCUGUUUUCUUUCUUUUGAUAGAAAUAAUCUAUUUUAUUUGUGUUCAGAGUUUUUUAUGGUCCGUUGUUUUUUUGUAUGAUUGUUUGGGGGGAAAAUGAUUCCUACUGUAGACUAUAUAUAUUUAUGAGUUUGUAAAUAGUAAAAAUGGAAUUGUGGGUAUUUUAUGUAGAAACGCCUGAUUCUAUUUACUGCGUAUGAAAAUCAAAGCUCAAGUCAAAGGCUACGUGUUAGCUCUACUUGCAGGCAGCUUUGUGGGGUACUGUAUGAUUUAACCUUGGUUUCACCCUGUUUCGUUACCUAACCUCACACUUUGGUACCUGUGACAGCGACUUGGCAACUCCAGUUCGUGUAGAAACUGUGCGUGAUGGUUAUCAGUGAAGUGACAGAAAGUGAUGAUAGCUCUUGUCACGGUGUGCAAUUUGUUUCCGUAAGAAACUCAAAUCAAUGAUGAAAGGGUAUUUUACUUUCUUUACUGAACCACAGAUGAUUGCCUAUUUAAGACUGAUUUUUAUUUUAUUUUAUUUAAGUGUGACUCAAUGCACACCUCAUAGGUUUAAUAUAGUUUUACCAGUGUGACAAAAGAACCUAAGUAAUUCUAUUUACCAGAUAAAGUAUUUUUUUAUUUAUUGAUAUCUAUUGCCAAUACAGAAAAAACAAUAAGUACAAAUUAUAGUUAAGUCCUACGGUGGAUUAACUAUACUGUUUGGUCACUGUCAGAGACUGUCAGAAUUUGGGUUUAUUUUAUGGGUCAGUAAUUUCCUCAUAAUUUCUGAGAAUUUUUCAAAGUAAUUUGGCACUAAUUUUGUCAGGAAAUGAGAAUAUCCUUUGAAGAAUUGCCACAGUAAAAUCCAAGUAAUUAUUCAUGCAUGAUUGGAAACUUAAAGGUGUCUUAUGUAACUCUGGAGAAAGACAGUUGAUUAUUUUGUUUCAUUCCCAGAUGGUUAAAUACAGAUGAUUUGGGUUGGUAACAGUAUUUGACUCCCUGGGAAUUUGACUUCAAUCAAUUAUCUUUCAUACAGCACCUUUAAAGGAAUAGCAUGGCAUUCUGAGUAACAUGCCUAAUCACUUGCUAGAGUAAAGCCCAGCUCCGACCAAAGAUUCGCAACGAAACGAAACCGUUUUAGAACGUGGCAGAGUGCAGUUGCAGUUGUGUGAACUUGCCGUCUGAGCUGAUGGUGUCACCUGCAUCUUAGCUGGUAAAGUUGCCGGCAGCUGGUUUUAGAACAUAAGGCUUGUCGCCUGUUUCUACAGCCAACUGGCUUGUAGUGAAGUCUGCUAGUCAAGUCAAAAUGACUGCAGAUGGCGUGAUCGCUUGCUGCUCCAUCCCUGCUGAGCCUCUGUUUCUGUCCUUAUGUGUGCCAGUGUCGGAUGGUGGGUCGCUCAAAUCAAAAUGGUAGUACAGAGAGUUGUUGCAUAGAGAUGAUACACCUCAUCUAGUUGCAUUGGUGUGAACCAGCAGGUGUUGCAAGUAGUUGCAUGUUUAAAAUUGUCUUGUCGCGAAUCUUUGGUCUGAACUGGACAUAAGAUGGAUGGAGUUAUACCUUUCUCAUAUCUGUUUGCUAAAUCUAAAGCUUGGAUUCGCACAAAGACUGGAAACAGGGGAAACUGCUAGUCUGGCUCUGUCUGAAGGUGACAGAUUCCACCUAUCAGCAGCUCUGAAGCUCGAUAUUUAGCACGUCUUGUUUUUUUAAUCUUAGCUGUUUCCCUGUUUCUAGUCUUUAUGCUAAGCUAAGCUAAACGACUGCUGGUUGCAGCUUCAUACUUAUUGUACAGACAUGAAAGUGGAAUUCCAAUGAAAGCAAUUAGGCUCAUUUUCUAUUUAUUCAACUCGUGUGUUUGCCGGGAAACAAAUUGGACAUUUUUCUCAUGUUUAGCUGAGAGUUUUUUCAAAUUAAUCAAUUAGAAGUGCAUCAAUUGUCACUAGUUUACCAAUAAUUAGUACUUUAAUACAUAUUUUCAGGAAACUUCUUGGAAAUUAACAGGAAAUUACUUAUAAAUUACAGAUGGGUAAAAUAAAGCGUCAUCAAAAUUUGUGGGAUUUUUUUGACAGCAGGUGGAGUCAUCUGUGAUUUUCACCUAAAGGUCCAGUGUGUAGGCUUUAUGGGCAUCUAUCUGCAGAAAUGAUGUACAGUACUAAUAAUUGUUUCAAUUAAUUUAUGAUCACCUGAAAAUAAGAACCAGCAGGGUUAUUUGUUACCUUAAAAUGAGCCGUUAAUAUCUACAAAUGGAAGCAUAUCCUCUUCCACUGAGUCCACCACAUUGUACUACAGUAGCCCAGAACAGACAAACAAAACUGGCGGGAGAAGUUUCAGUUCUGCAACUUCACCGCUAUAUGAGAGUAAAUCCUACACACUAAACCUCUAAAAAAUCUCACCUGCAAUAUGAAAUUAACUUCUGAUUAAAAUUGACGCUGGGGUCCAGCCAGGUCAGCAGCAACACCAAAGCUACCAUGUAAACUGUGUUCAUAUGUUUAACGAAAGCGUUUCCAUUGACUAAAAUUGGAGUUGCCAAGUAUUAAAUACUUUUAUGUAUUCUGAUAGUUUUAGUUAAAUUACUUUGUUGCCUCACAAACGUCACUCAAAGACAAGAUCCUCACAUGGGGAAGUGCCUUGACAUUCAGUUUUAUGACAUCUUUCUCAUGGGCAACAGUUGUUUUCAGACUCUUGCUAUAUGGGUGGUUACUAGAGCAUGAGGCCAGUUUACUGGAAAUCGUCCCUCGCUUUGGCCAAAUUAUCGCAUGUGUUUUGUCUUGAUUCCUUAGUCGUGACUGCAUCGGUCCAUUUGGGUGGCGCUACCAAACAGUAUGGCGGAGGGUGAUGACAACACAUGUCUUUAUUUGCUGAAGACAAAGAUCAAUGGAUAGGGCUGUUUGAUCUGAACUUCUUGCCAACCUGUGUGCUUCACGGUGGCACUUCUACUUGUCUUAGAGUUAACUUUAACUUACUAUGUGCAAUUUGAGCUGAUGGAUACACCGCGCAGAUCAACCUCAAAACACAAUCUAAGCCAAUGGUUUGGAGUGAUGCCUAUAAAUGUUGUUUCUUCUUCUGUUUACUAUAUGAAAUGUGUUAUUUUGCGCUGAGUUUACUGAAGAAUACAUUUUUAAAAAAACAAAUAAUGUGAAUGUUUACAGUAUAUGGUUUAGUUUUUUUUUCUGCUACUCUCCAAGAAAAUAAUGAC